This is a messenger RNA of Megalops cyprinoides (Indo-Pacific tarpon), 930 nucleotides long. RefSeq names its product urokinase plasminogen activator surface receptor-like. NCBI's taxonomy places the organism in Eukaryota, Metazoa, Chordata, Actinopteri, Elopiformes, Megalopidae. The transcript is spliced from 3 exons. Bases 9 to 368 code for a protein of 119 amino acids. The record is from RefSeq and is a predicted model, not a curated record.
AGAACAAGAUGGAACUGCUCAUCUCACUCCUCUUUGUGUGCGCGCUGAUCUCCAAAGCAUUACCUGAUGGAUCUCCAAAUGGGAAGCAGUGCUUUACCUGUCAAGGAACUGACUGCACACAUACUUUGAAAUGUGUGGGAUCAGAAGAUCGCUGCGUUAAGGCUUCAAUGAUAGUUCAUGGGCAGACACUGACAGUGAAGGGAUGCGCAUCCCAAACCGUGUGUGCCGGGUGCCUUAAUGCUCAACUAGGAAACACUGUAGUGGACAUGAGCUGCUGCGAAGGAGACCUGUGCAACAACGCCCGGCGCAUCGGGCAGAGUGUCUUGCUCCUGCUGGUGUCUGUGGCCUCCAUCAUCCUCUUCCACUGAAAAGUGCUUCUGCCCCCUUGCAGCAAUCCAGCAGCACACUCUCCUCCUCAGCUAUUCUCGCUGACCCCGCUGACCGCACCGUCCUCUCUGACCCAACGCGCUGACCGCACCGUCCUCUCCAACCCAACUCUCUGGCCCCACUCCCCUUUGUAACCUACUCUCAUCUGACACCCCUCUUCCACCCCACAUCUCAGCUGUCCACUCCGACCUCAUUCACCACUCUAACCCCAUUCUUCCCGCCAAUCCUGCGUGUCUGUCUCCUAUGUGUGUAUAAGCAGGCUGUCAUUUUCAAACUCAGGACCACAUCCUCCUACUCACCAUGUGCUACAUUUGCGCUCUCCAGAGAAGGGGACCGUUAACUGCAAUUUCAGAAAAUAAUUCAAAGAAUUUUUAUUUUUUCCAAGAGGUUAAUUUGUGAAACUAUAAUUUGUAAAGUAUAUUAUUAUUUAACAUUUUUGCAGAAUGACCUCUUUAGACAGAAACUUUUCAUGUGAAUUUAGCUGUUUUUUGAAACAGAUUCAUGAUGGUUUGGUUCCUUCAUCAGUCCAGGCAUAUGAUUAAA